Seriola dumerili (greater amberjack) is the source of this 469-nucleotide messenger RNA. RefSeq names its product small integral membrane protein 20 (gene smim20). Bases 91 to 300 code for a protein of 69 amino acids. Gene Ontology annotation, cellular component: mitochondrial inner membrane. Gene Ontology annotation, biological process: mitochondrial respiratory chain complex IV assembly. NCBI's taxonomy places the organism in Eukaryota, Metazoa, Chordata, Actinopteri, Carangiformes, Carangidae. The record is from RefSeq and is a predicted model, not a curated record. The transcript has 3 exons.
GUGCGCUGGUGACCUUUAACGCCGGAAACAAUCAUUGUAAACACAGUGCACGUUUGGAGGUGAAAGCAUACCCUCCAAUGUAACAUAAAAAUGGGAAAGAAUUUGAGAAUUGCAUUUGUAUUUGGCGGCUUUAUAACAGCGGUUGCCGCAGCGUUUUACCCCAUAUUUUUCCACCCCCUCACGCAUAACGAAGAGUACAGAGAAGUCCAGAAGAUGAACCGGGCAGGAAUCAACCAGGCAGAUAUUCAACCCGUGGGUGUGAAGAUAUGGUCUGAUCCGUUCAAGCCUUCAGGCAAAUGAAGACCAGUGACACCUGGCUGUCACUAAUUCCAGACACAGAUGCCUGUUUCGAUGAGUGCUUGGUGUGUGCGUGAGUGAAUGAAUGAAUGAUUUUUCAGAAUGUGUUAAAUUUUGGUUGUGCAGUGAUUCUUUAUCCUAUAAAUAAAGUUUAAAGCUCUAAAAGAUUAAA